CGCCGACGCGCAGCCUGCGUUGCAUCGCAUCGCCUCCUCUUCGCCCGUCUUCAUCGCGCCCUCACAUGUGCUGGCUCGGGGGCAUCGAGCGGCAGUUGUUCGUCGCUCUUCUCCUCGCCAUCGCCUUCCGCGCGGUGUCUGGGGGCAGCCACGUGCUCACCGCCGUUAGGUUCGUGCAUCGUAGGACUCGCGAACCACCCCAGAGCAGCCUGCAGGGCCUGGCGUGGCGGCGGAGAGAGGAGACCUGACGGGACGAGCGUGGAAGCGCAAGACGCUCCGAGCACGGAUGUCUUCUAGGCUACUUUCCUCGAAGUAGUGACUCGGUCUGGUACGCGAGUGACAGCUUUCCCCUGCCGCGUGGGAAGCAGGUUACCUUUUGUAUUCCCUCGUUCACAAAAACGAAGUAAAGCGCAGAGUUUCCGUAUGAAGCGGGCGGAGAGACUGGGAAGACGGAUCAAUUCGUUGUUCGAGUCGAGCAGAAAGGGACUGGUAGCGGCCCUCUGCUCCUUGUGAAGAAAAUGCCAGGAAAGCUGUACAGCCCAGCGGAUACACUAACGUGGAUGAAUACGAUGAUGAACUCCUAAAAGGAAAUAUUAAAACAUCUGUUCUCCAGAACACAUGUGGCACAUAUUACUUGAUGCACCUUUUCCCCAAACUGAGUUCCUUGGGCUUGCCGGGGCAGCCUCGUACACGGAUCGCGAGAGGCAGAGACAGACGAGGCCAGUUAGAUAAUAGAGUCCGUUCCCGAGAAUAGUUGAUGAACAGAUAUGAAAUCUCUUCUCAGCCUUGCGUACAGGAAACAUGGAAAAUAAUCUGUGGCCCAGGCAAAUCCUGCGAAGUAUUUCAAUACGAUACCCUAUGUUCAAGCACUUCAUUUAAUCACCUAUUCAAGCUCUUCCAAUAAAGCAGAUCUUCCAAAGUGACUUGGUAUCUACGCAGGAAGCUUUCCACAGCACACGAACAUUUAAUCUCUAAAUCUAGCACAACGAUGCAUUAGACGAAGCCAGGCUGGUGCAGAAAUUUCAUACUGAAGGAUGAAUAGUGAAGAAGAGUUUUAUGAUGCCGUUACGGGCUUUGAUUCUGACAAUUCUUCGGGGGACUUUUCAGAAGCAAAUCAUAAAGUUGCAGAAAUGAUUGACCGGGAUUCCCACCAAAGCAGUAGGACUGGGAAACCUAAUGGAGAGGCGCAGCAUCAAGAGAAUGGAAUUAAGGAACACAGAACUUCAUUGCCCGCCCCAAUGUUUUCUAGAAGUGAUUUUAGUGUGUGGAGUAUAUUAAAAAAAUGCAUUGGCCUGGAGCUGUCUAAAAUUACAAUGCCCAUUGUCUUCAAUGAGCCCUUGAGCUUCCUCCAGCGAAUAACAGAAUACAUGGAACACAUAUACCUCAUCCAUAAAGCUUGCAGUCACACGAUCCCCCUGGAAAGAAUGCAGGCUGUGGCUGCUUUUGCAGUGUCUGCUGUAGCUUCUCAGUGGGAGAGAACUGGCAAACCAUUUAACCCUUUGCUAGGAGAAACCUAUGAGCUUACCAGGGAGGAUUUAGGCUUUAGGCUGAUAUCUGAACAGGUCAGUCACCACCCACCAGUUAGUGCAUUUUAUUCUGAAGGCCUCAAUAAGGACUUUAUUUUUCAUGGAUCAAUUUACCCUAAGCUAAAAUUCUGGGGGAAGAGUGUAGAAGCAGAGCCCCGGGGAACAAUAACUUUGGAGCUUCUAAAAUAUAAUGAAGCGUACACAUGGACAAAUCCAACCUGUUGUGUACAUAAUGUAAUUAUUGGUAAAUUGUGGAUAGAACAGUAUGGAACAGUAGAAAUCGUAAAUCACAGUACUGGAGAUAAAUGUAUCCUUCAUUUUAAACCAUGUGGACUGUUUGGAAAGGAGCUUCACAGAGUAGAGGGAUACGUUCAGGACAAAAACAAAAAGAAGCUCUCUGUGAUCUAUGGUAAAUGGACAGAAUGCUUAUGGUGUAUUGAUCCUACCAUGUACGAAACCUUUAAAAAGAAUGAAAAGAAAGGUGGAGACCAGAAGAAAUUGAAACCGAGUGAAGAUGCUAUUAAAUCUGAGAAUGAUGAGGCUGAUGAUAUGCCAGAGAUCCAAGAGACGGUACAAGUUAUGCCAGGCAGUAAGCUACUGUGGAGGAUAAGUUCUAGACCUCCAAACUCCUCACAGAUGUACAAUUUCACCAGUUUUGCUGUAAGUCUCAAUGAGCUGGAAAAGGGUAUGGAAGCAAUAUUAGCUCCCACUGACUGUCGGCUGCGGCCAGAUAUCAGGAGCAUGGAAAAUGGUGACCUGGAUCUGGCCAGCAAGGAGAAGGAGAGAUUAGAAGAGAAACAAAGAGCUGCUCGCAAGGAGCGUGCAAAAGAUGAAGCAGAAUGGCAGACGAGAUGGUUUCAACAACGCACUAACCCAUAUACAGGGACUUCAGACUGGUUAUAUUCAGGUGGCUACUUUGAUAGAAAUUUCUCAGACUGUCCAGAUAUAUACUGAAAAUUCUGAACCUAUCACUCCAUCUCAUCUGGACAUCUAAUUCUUAGAAUUCACUCUAAGCCAGUUACUCUGGUUUUGUUAGUAGCCAAAACCAGCUUUUUCUAAAGUAAAUUUUAAUGAAAAUUGUAUCAUUCACCAAUCAAGGAUUUAAUUGUCAUUAAUUUUUGACUGCCAAAUAUUUAAAUGCUGUUAUGUUCCCUCCAUAAAGCUGCACUUAAAUCA
Alligator mississippiensis (American alligator) is the source of this 2702-nucleotide messenger RNA. It is a transcript of the gene OSBPL2, whose product is annotated as oxysterol binding protein like 2. Gene Ontology annotation, cellular component: cytosol; intracellular membrane-bounded organelle; membrane. The record is from RefSeq and is a predicted model, not a curated record. The transcript is spliced from 15 exons. The coding region runs from base 1035 to 2480 and encodes 481 amino acids. Gene Ontology annotation, molecular function: cholesterol binding. NCBI's taxonomy places the organism in Eukaryota, Metazoa, Chordata, Crocodylia, Alligatoridae.